CCGCGAUGACGGACGACGAGAAGACGGCGGAGGAGCUGCUGCUCGCGAUGGGCGACUACACGCCCGCGAUUCCCGAGGAGGUGACCGCGCACUUCUUGGCGCAGUCGGGCUUCCAGGCGACGGACGAGCGGCUUGUGCGGCUCGUGUCGCUCGCGACGCACAAGUUUGUGGCUGACCUCACAAACGACGCCCUGCAGCACUGCAAGAACCGCCAGGCAGCGCGGAAGGGCGACGUGCGGCUCGUGCUCACCACCGAGGACCUGGCGCAGGCUUGCCGCGAAAACGGAAUCUCGCUGCGCAAGCCGCCCUACUACGCCGACACGCCCGCGGGAAGUAGCGACGCCGGCUAGGCCGCGCUCAAUCCACCACCUGACCGGAGGCCGUGGUGCCAGAGCUCGGCGCAGGGCAGUUCCUUCGCGGCUCUUACUAAAGGGCUGGGCGCGCGUGCGCCGCCGCACCGCCGAGGAGAGACUGCGGCUCUUCCGUGCCCGGUCGGCUUGCGUGCUGUAUCGUGGUCGCUCCUCGCCCACGCCCCCACACGCACCUCGGCACGCACCUGCUGUACUAGUGCUCGCGCUCUUUCCCCAGCCUGCCAGUCACAAGUGUCACCGCGCCUGGUCGCUCGCAUAUUAAAUUCCAUAGGGGUCGC
Messenger RNA from Emiliania huxleyi CCMP1516, 649 nucleotides. RefSeq lists its product as hypothetical. Gene Ontology annotation, cellular component: nucleus; SAGA complex; transcription factor TFIID complex. Lineage: Eukaryota; Haptophyta; Isochrysidales; Noelaerhabdaceae. Gene Ontology annotation, molecular function: promoter-specific chromatin binding; RNA polymerase II general transcription initiation factor activity. Gene Ontology annotation, biological process: transcription initiation at RNA polymerase II promoter. The record is from RefSeq and is a predicted model, not a curated record. Bases 6 to 350 code for a protein of 114 amino acids. The transcript has a single exon.